UUUCGUUGUUCUUUCUUUUUUAUUCUUUCUUUCAUUUCAUUUAAACCUCUGCUGCACCUCUCCGAUUUUCCCUUUUCCAUUUUUCCAUUCACAAAAUCGGAGCGGUGUAAAUACUCCUAAAUUCCUCCAUUUUUAUUUAUUUAUUUACUUUUUAUUCCAUUUAAAUAAUUUUUGAAGGAAUUGAAGAACUUGUGUGCAAGAUUAGUUGUUUAUUGGAAGAGAUUACAGAAAUCUGCUUACUGGAUUUCGAGAUUUUGUUAAUUAGGAGAAGCAGGCGUUGAAUUUAUAUAUAUAUAUAUAUAUAUAUAUAUAUAUAUAUGUUUGUUUUAUUUUAUUUUAUUUUGAAGGCUGAUUUGAGGCGGCGGCGGCUGGAGUUUGUGAUCUGAUUGAAAUUUACUGCAAAAAUGGUUGCUCCAGUCGCUUUAGGAGUCGGAUCUCUUGUGUGGGUGGAAGAUUCCGAUGAAGCAUGGAUCGACGGUGAGGUUUUAUCCGUUAACGGUGAAGAUAUCAAGGUGCUAUCUACAUUGGGCAAAACGGUUGUGGCAAAGUCGGCUAAUGUAUACCCGAAAGAUUCGGAAGCUCCACCUUGUGGGGUCGAUGAUAUGACAAAGUUGGCGUAUCUGCACGAACCUGGAGUUUUGGCUAAUUUGAAAUCCAGAUACGACAUCAAUGAAAUUUACACGUAUACUGGAAAUAUAUUGAUCGCCGUGAACCCUUUUCAAAGAUUGCCACAUUUAUACAAUAGUCAUAUGAUGGCACAAUAUAAAGGUGCAGCCUUUGGUGAAUUGAGUCCGCACCCGUUUGCUGUUGCGGAUGCUGCAUACAGGCUUAUGAGAAAUGAAGGAAUAAGUCAGUCGAUUUUGGUUAGUGGCGAAAGUGGGGCAGGUAAAACGGAAAGCACAAAAUUGCUUAUGCAAUAUCUCGCUUACAUGGGAGGACGAUCUAAAUCCGAGGGAAGGACAGUGGAACAACAAGUACUCGAGUCAAAUCCUGUUCUUGAGGCAUUUGGUAACGCAAAGACGCUGAGAAAUAACAACUCGAGUCGUUUCGGUAAAUUUGUGGAGAUUCAGUUUGAUCAAAUGGGUAAGAUAUCUGGGGCUGCCAUUAGAACUUACUUGCUCGAAAGAUCUCGUGUUUGCCAAGUGUCUGAUCCUGAGAGAAACUACCAUUGUUUCUAUAUGCUCUGUGCUGCACCCGAAGAGGAUAUGAAAAAAUACAAAGUGGGAGAUCCAAGAAAGUUCCAUUAUCUAAACCAGUCGAAGUGCUACGAGCUAAGCGGUGUCGAUGAAUCUAAAGAAUAUAUAGCAACAAAGAAGGCAAUGGACACUGUAGGAAUCAGUUCCGAGGAACAGGAUGCAAUAUUUCGAGUUGUUGCUGCAAUUCUCCAUCUCGGUAACAUCGAAUUUACAAAGGGGAAGGAAAUCGAUUCCUCCAUGCCUAAAGACGAAAAAUCUUGGUUUCAUUUGAAAACCGCAGCUGAAUUGUUCAUGUGUGAUGCAAAGUCUUUGGAAGAUUCCCUUUGCAAACGUAUAAUUGUGACUCGUGACGAGACAAUCACGAAAGAGUUGGAUCCAGAGGCAGCUGUUGACAGUAGAGAUGCUUUGGCUAAAGUUGUGUAUUCGAGAUUGUUCGACUGGCUUGUGGAUAAGAUCAAUAAUUCUAUCGGUCAAGAUCCCAAUUCGAAAUGCUUAAUUGGGGUGCUCGAUAUCUAUGGAUUCGAGAGCUUCAAGACUAACAGCUUUGAACAAUUUUGCAUAAACUUGACAAACGAGAAGCUUCAGCAGCACUUUAAUCAGCACGUUUUCAAAAUGGAGCAAGAAGAGUACACUAAAGAAGAAAUUAACUGGAGCUACAUAGAGUUCAUCGAUAAUAAAGACGUUCUUGAUCUAAUCGAAAAGAAGCCAGGUGGCAUUAUAGCACUUCUUGACGAAGCUUGUAUGUUCCCACGGUCAACUCACGAAACAUUUUCCCAGAAGCUGUACCAGACUUUCAAGAACCACAAACGCUUUAGCAAGCCCAAAUUAGCUCGUUCUGAUUUCACAGUUUCACAUUAUGCCGGUGACGUGACUUAUCAAACCGAGUUAUUUCUGGACAAAAACAAGGACUAUGUUAUUGCCGAACAUAAAGACCUCCUGUGUGCUUCCACGUGUUCGUUUGUUUCUCGUCUUUUUCCAGUCUCGAACGAGGAAUCCUCUAAACAAUCAAAGUUCUCUUCAAUUGGCGCGAGGUUUAAGCAACAAUUACAAGCUCUGCUCGAAACACUGAGUUCCACCGAACCUCAUUACAUACGCUGCGUAAAGCCGAAUAAUCUUCUUAAGCCAGCUAUCUUUGAGAACCAGAAUGUCCUUCAACAACUCCGCUGUGGGGGGGUUAUGGAAGCUAUUAGAAUUAGUUGUGCUGGAUAUCCUACAAAAAGACCCUUCUUGGAAUUUGUGCAUCGUUUCGGCAUUCUUUCUCCCGAGGUUUUAAAAGGAAGUACGGACGAGGUUGCUGUCUGCAAGAAGCUUUUGGAGAAAGUUGGUCUCGAAGGCUAUCAGAUUGGUAAAACUAAAGUGUUUCUGAGGGCUGGACAGAUGGCUGAGCUGGAUGCUCGUAGGACCGAAGUGUUGGGAAGAUCGGCCAGUAUUAUACAGAGGAAAAUCCGUUCUUACAUGGCUAAGAAAAAUUUCACGUUAUUGCGCCGCUCGGCAAUCUUUAUUCAAUCUGUAUGCAGAGGAGAACUUACACGAUGUAUUUAUGAGCGUACUAGGAGAGAAGCUUCUUGUCUCAAGAUUCAGAAAUAUUUGCGAAUGUAUCUUGCGAGGAAAGCAUACAAAGAGCUGCGAUUAUCUGCUGUCUCGAUUCAGACAGGGAUGCGUGGGAUGACGGCGCGUAAUGAGCUUCGCUUCAGACAGCAAACACAAGCAGCGAUUUUGAUCCAGAGUUAUUGCCGUGGCUAUUUAGCUCGUUCGAAAUAUAUUGAGCUGAAGAAAGCUGCACUUACUACACAAUGUGCGUGGAGGGGAAGAGUUGCUCGUCUAGAACUGCGUAAAAUGAAGAUGGCUGCACGAGAAACCGGUGCCCUGCAAGCUGCCAAGAAUAAAUUAGAGAAGCAAGUCGAAGAAUUGACUUGGAGAUUGCAGCUGGAGAAACGAAUGAGAGCUGACCUGGAAGAAGCGAAGACACGAGAGAACACGAAAUUGCAGACAGCAUUGGAAGAGCUUCAGCUUCAGUUCAAGGAAAGCAAAGCCGCGAUGUUGAAGGAAAUCGAAGCGGCAAAAGUGGCGGCAGCCGAGCAACAAAUUCCUGUAGUACAGGAGAUUCCGGUCAUCGACCAUGAAAUGAUGGAUAAGGUCACCGCCGAGAACGAAAAACUCAAGGCCGUAGUUAGCUCUCUCGAAACGAAAAUAGACGAAACGGAGAAGAAAUACGAAGAGACGAACAAACUUAGUGAGGAGAGGUUGAAGCAAGCUGUUGAGGCAGAGUCUGUGAUUGUUAAGCUGAAAACCAAUAUAAAUAGGCUCGAAGAAAAAAUUUCCGACAUGGAAUCCGAAAACAAGAUUCUUCGUCAGCAAUCGUUGUUAACUGCCUCUAAAUUAUUAUCAGAAAAUGCAUCACCUUUACCAACCAAGAUAUUGGAAAAUGGCUACCAUGCAAGUGAAGUGACUACAGUCAACGAUAUAUUAUUACAUACUCCGACAAAAGUUUACGAGACCCCCGACAGCAAACCUAGGAGGCCCCCAACCGACCGUCACCAUGAGGACGUUGAUACUUUCUUGGAAUGUGUAAUAAAAGACGUGGGCUUCAGCCAAGGCAAGCCCGUUGCAGCUUUCACGAUAUAUAAAUGCCUGCUGCACUGGAAAUCUUUCGAAUGUGAACGGACAAGCGUGUUCGAUCGACUUAUUCAGAUGAUUGGUUCGGCCAUUGAGAAUCAAGACAGCAAUAACGAUCACAUGGCUUAUUGGCUGUCAAAUACUUCGACGCUGUUGUUCUUGCUUGAAAAAAGUCUGAAACCUGCUGGGACAGCUGGCGCCACCCCAGUUCGUAAGGCACAACCACCAACCUCCCUAUUCGGGAGGAUGACUAUGGGAUUUAGGUCACCUUCUUCGACAAGCCUAGCUGCGGCUGCAGCAGCCAUUGAAAAGGUGCGACAAGUCGAAGCGAAAUACCCAGCUCUGCUUUUCAAGCAGCAGCUUAAUGCUUACGUUGAGAAAAUCUACGGCAUUAUUCGAGAUAACUUGAAGAAGGACUUGGGAGCAAUUCUUGCUUUAUGUAUUCAGGCACCAAGAACCUCGAAAGGAAGUGUGUUGAGGUCUGGUCGAUCUUUCGGCAAAGAUUCUCAAACAAAUCAUUGGAUGGCCAUCAUUGAUUGCCUCAACUCCCUGCUUAGUACACUCACAGAGAAUUUUGUUCCCCCGUUUCUUGUUCAGAAGAUAUUUACUCAAACGUUUUCAUAUGUCAACGUGCAACUAUUUAACAGUCUUCUUCUACGGCGCGAGUGCUGUACAUUUAGCAACGGAGAGUAUGUCAAAUCUGGUCUGGCGGAGCUAGAACUGUGGUGCUGUCAAGCAAAAGAAGAGUAUUCGGGCUCAGCUUGGGAUGAACUCAAACACAUAAGACAAGCCGUUGGCUUCUUAGUUAUACAUCAGAAGUACAGAAUAUCGUACGACGAGAUCAUCAACGAUUUGUGUCCUAUUCUGAGUGUACAGCAGCUGUACAGAAUAUGUACUUUAUACUGGGACGAUAACUAUAAUACACGAAGUGUGUCUACUGAAGUCAUAUCGAACAUGAGGGUGCUAAUGACCGAAGAUUCCAACACUGCUGUCAGCAACUCGUUUCUUUUGGAUGACAAUUCCAGCAUCCCGUUUUCAAUGGAUGAACUAUCGAGUUCACUCAGAGUGAAGGACUUUUUCGAUGUAAAACCUGCUACGGACCUUCUUCAGAACCCUGCCUUCGAAUUUUUACACGAUUAAGGCCAAGGGUACAUCUUUUUUUUUGCUUUCCGUACAGUUUGUUUCAACACGGAUACAUCGGAAAAAGAAAAAGAACAAAAAAAACUGUAAAUCCAUUAAAAAGAAAACCAUUUCUUUUA
Molecule: messenger RNA, 5071 nt
Organism: Erythranthe guttata (spotted monkey flower)
Lineage: Eukaryota; Viridiplantae; Streptophyta; Magnoliopsida; Lamiales; Phrymaceae
Product: myosin-6
Biological process (GO): actin filament organization
Cellular component (GO): actin cytoskeleton; myosin complex; cytoplasm
Molecular function (GO): microfilament motor activity; ATP binding; actin filament binding
Source: RefSeq, a predicted model, not a curated record